This is a messenger RNA of Betta splendens (Siamese fighting fish), 1155 nucleotides long. RefSeq names its product small integral membrane protein 10-like protein 2A. The record is from RefSeq and is a predicted model, not a curated record. Lineage: Eukaryota; Metazoa; Chordata; Actinopteri; Anabantiformes; Osphronemidae. The transcript is spliced from 2 exons. The coding region runs from base 185 to 385 and encodes 66 amino acids.
UCGGUCCUGCCGUUGACCAAAACAGGAAUGGUGGUGAAGCUGUCGGGGUGGAGCAGCUCCGUCAGCACAGUCUAAUGUAGAAAUGGAACUGAGGAUCAGUCAGCGAUAGAAAUAUGAAUUGUUACAUAUUAGUCAGCAGUUCAUUCGCCGACUAGCUGGUACAGGUACAGUAGACUUCGCGUCUAUGGCGGAUCUGACCCACUUAGUGCUCCGCUUUUCGGGCUCCGCUGGUCGGACUUACGGAGUGUUUUCCAAAGGCUUGACGAGGACCUUGUUGAUAUUUUUUGACCUCGCCUGGCGUCUGCGAAUCCGAUUCCCCUAUUUUUACCUCGUCGCCUCGAUGAUGUUCAACGUGAGAUUACAGGUACACAUUGAAAUUCACUGAUCUACCUUUGGGAUUUAAGACUAGGAAACUGGCAGCGAUGCCCUGCAUCAGUCCUUUAAGAGACUCACUGAGACCUCAGCGUCGGGGACGAAGAGGUCACGUCACUCGCUGUAGAGAGACGCGGCCUCUUGUUGUGCUCAGACCUUGUGCCUUUGCAAGUAAAUGACAGCAGUUAUGUCUUCAGAAAUGAACUGUGAAAUACCAAGGUGAAGGAAGGAGGAGUUUCAGAAUCACACCAGAGACUGAGAAGCUGCUCGUCCUGUCUGUGAAACUUGUGUUGAAUGAUGUUAACACUGCAUCUCUCUCUUGGCAUCGAUGACUAUGGCACAAAUUAUAACAGGAAAACAGAUGAUUGUUAAUGUGGAACGUGGCUGUACUUGGUGAUCAAUCAUGUGCGUUAUCCUCACUGUUACACAUGUUUUUUUAAAAACUGGAUAAUUUUCACUUUAUUUUUAAUUUAUUAUGGAAUCUGCAUGAUGUAAACUGACAUUUGCAGCCCUUUGUGGCUGACACUUUAUUUGAGGUCAUGGCUGUAGACGGUACAUGGUUUUUCGAUAGCUACCUUUUAAACACACUGUUCAUCGGGUAGUUUCAAGCCUCAAAGAGAAUCACUGCAUGUGUACGUGGUGGUGACGCUGGUGAAUGAAGCAAGACACUGUUUUUACUUUAGUUUAACUGGUAUCAAUGUUUUGUGAGUAUGUUAUCUGGUCACAGAACUGAGGGUAAGAACGGGUGAAUUUUGGAGGAAAUAAAUCAGUAGAUCACCUCAA